Molecule: messenger RNA, 2469 nt
Organism: Wasmannia auropunctata (little fire ant)
Lineage: Eukaryota; Metazoa; Arthropoda; Insecta; Hymenoptera; Formicidae
Gene: Uba2
Product: SUMO-activating enzyme subunit 2
Exons: 8
Coding region: 104-2071 (655 amino acids)
Biological process (GO): protein sumoylation
Cellular component (GO): cytoplasm; SUMO activating enzyme complex
Molecular function (GO): SUMO activating enzyme activity
Source: RefSeq, a predicted model, not a curated record
CGCGGCCAUCUCUCUCUGGCUUCCGCCACGAUACCGGCCCGUACCGACUACCGGCCGCCGCUGCGAAGCAAGCGUGGGUGAAGCGAUUUAUGUAGCUGGCAAGAUGGCGACGACGAUGGAUGGUGUUUUCCGCGAGGAAUUGCGCGAUGCAGUUUUACACAGCAAAGUCCUCAUCGUCGGCGCCGGCGGUAUUGGCUGUGAGAUUCUCAAGAACCUGGUGAUGUCCGGGUUCGCCGAUAUCGAGAUCAUUGAUUUGGAUACAAUUGACGUCAGUAACUUGAACAGGCAAUUCCUAUUUCAAAAGAAACACGUGGGAAAGUCAAAAGCCAGCAUAGCAUGUGAAACGGCAUUGACAUUUAAUCCAGAUGUCAAAGUGAUACAUUAUCAUGACAGUAUUACAUCAUCGGAAUUUGGCUUGUCUUUCUUCAAGAGGUUCACAGUGGUUUUAAAUGCUCUUGACAACAGAGCAGCCAGAAACCAUGUGAAUCGUAUGUGCCUGGCAGCAGACGUGCCACUAAUCGAAUCCGGCACCGCGGGUUACGAAGGCCAGGUCGAACUCAUCAAGAAAGGUCUGAGUCAGUGCUACGAGUGUACACCUAAAGUUGCGCAAAAGACCUAUCCUGGCUGUACCAUCCGCAACACACCCAGCGAACCCAUCCACUGCAUCGUAUGGGCUAAACAUCUCUUCAAUCAAUUGUUUGGGGAAGAAGAUCCUGAUCAGGAUGUUUCUCCGGAUACUGCAGAUCCUGAAGCGGCUGAUACUGCAGGAGAAGGGGCUUUGCAAGCGGAAUCCAAUGAUAAAGGCAACAUCGACAGAAUUUCCACACGAAUUUGGGCCCAGUCGUGCGACUACGACCCGGAAAAACUGUUCACAAAGCUCUUUCAUGACGACAUCAAGUAUCUGCUGAGCAUGGACAACUUGUGGAAAAAGCGCCGAUCACCGACGCCCCUGAAUUGGCGGGAACUGCCAGACGGAGUGGCCGGAUGCAGCAAGGAGAUUAGUCAGCCCGGGCUGAAGGACCAGCAACGCUGGAGCAUUUCCAAGUGCGGUUCGAUUUUUGCGGAAUCGAUGAAGAGUCUGAGCCAGACGUUGAAGUCUUCUCAGGAAAAGUCACCGGGCAACCAUUUGGUGUGGGAUAAGGACGAUCAGCACGCUAUGGAUUUCGUUGCCGCGUGCGCCAACAUUCGCGCGCACAUCUUUGGAAUUCCUCAGAAAAGCAGAUUUGACAUCAAAUCAAUGGCCGGCAACAUAAUCCCAGCGAUCGCCACCACCAAUGCUAUCGUCGCGGGCAUGGUGGUCCUUCAUGCCUUCCGGGUCCUCGAGAACAAUCUCCGAGCCUGCAGAUCCGUCUACCUGCGUCUGAAGAUGAAUCACCGCAAUCAACUGCUGGUUCCGGAAAAGGCGGUGAAUCCGCCCAAUCCGCAGUGCUACGUUUGCGCGCCCACCCCGCAGGCCGUGCUGGCUGUCGACACGUCCAGCAUGACUAUCAAAGAGCUGGAGGAGCUGGUGCUCAAGAACAGACUCAACAUGAUCGCCCCCGACGUCAUGAUCGACGGAACCGGCGCCGUCGUCAUCAGCAGCGAGGAGGGCGAAACGGAGGGCAACAAUGACAAGAAGCUGGAGGAGCUGGGGAUCAAGGACGGCGCGAUUCUCAAGGUCGACGACUUCCAGCAGAAUUAUUCGCUGACCGUCUUUGUGGUUUAUCGGGAGAAACCGGGCCCGAAGGACGACAGCCCGCAAUUUGUGAUACACUCAGAUAAGAACGCGCUUCAGCCGAAGGAGAAAGAGGAGGAAGAGAAAACGGAGAAGUCUUCCAGCUCUAACGGACAGAACGUGACGUCCGAUGUGAUUAAGAAGCGCAAAAAUGACACCGACGCGGAGGUGGCAGCUAAGAAACGCAAGGUGGAAGUUGAUAAUGGCGAUGAUAGCGACGACAUUUGCAUUAUAAAUAAUGACAGCGUGUUCCACGAUAAUUCAUCCGAACUGAACAAAUCAACGUCAUCGAGAAAACGAAAGCUUUCCGACGACACUGAUGAUUGCUUGAUAGUGUGUGAUGAUGAUAACGAUUAACUCCGGUCGAGAUGAGAGUCAAAACGAAGGGAAAUGCGGUUUGAAACGAAAGGACUCUAAUAUAUUUGAAGUUUAAAUCGAAAUGAAAACAGAAAAAAACAGAAAGAUUUUUAAGAGAACGAGAACAGAAGAGACAAGUAAAGUAAAACUGUAAGAAAUAAGAGAACAUUUGUGCGAAGAUUAGUUUAGAAGUUAUUUUUAACAUUGUGUGAUUUAUAUGCGGCAGAGUGAAGUUUCUUUAUUUUUUCUAUUAGUGACAUAUGUGUUUUCCACAACAGUUAAUUUAAUUUUGUAUAAUGAUGAAUAUAUGCUAUAACGUAUCAUCAUAUUGUCAUUAGUAUCAUUACUGUCGUUAGCUUAAUCAUUAGAAAAGAAAAAUAGAAGGUUUUUUUUUCUUA